AUGAAUGUUCAUAAUUGGGUCGUGGUGGCGACCACGAAUGGGCACAAGCGACUAAUGCGAGGACGGGUUUGUCUUGUCUUCGUCCCUCCGCCGGCGUCAGACCAUCAGCCGUCCACUUGCAAGUGUCCCUGCCACGCCGAGGAACUGGGCCAAUUGGACCUCGGCUACAAGACGACGCCGGGCAUCGGCGCCGUCCAGUCGACCAGUGGCCUCUCGCCGUCCACCUCCGACAGCCUGACUGUCCCGGCCGCUGCAACUGUCGCGACUCGAACCGAGACCCGAACAAAUCCCGCCUCACCGCCGGCCUCGACGGUUCGCAAUCAGCCAACCGCGCCCAGCCGAAUCGGCCCGACAAGCCUCACCUCGCAACUGCCGCCGUUGCGUCAGUCGGCACACUCGAGCGCAGCAAUCGCCAAAUCCGCCCUUCUCGACGUCUCGAGUCCGGCCAUUCGAAUCGCCCAACUGGCCACGACUCGACAAGCGCCCAUUCAGCCGCUCGUCAGCACAGACGUCGUCACAGUGUCGUCACAGCAACCGGCCAGUGGCGCAGGUGGUACCAACUCGCAAAGAGGCGUCCGGCGCGGCACCAGUCUCCGUGAGGCCGAAGGCAUCAGCUGCACCCCGUUGACCGCGGGCCUCGGACCCACGAAGUCCACAGACGAGCCAAAAUUACGUCAGCCCAGAGCAUAUCAACGACAGACGCAGGUUUUUAACUUCGACCUCGAGUAG
Protopolystoma xenopodis is the source of this 729-nucleotide messenger RNA. The record is from the annotation of a GenBank genome assembly. Lineage: Eukaryota; Metazoa; Platyhelminthes; Monogenea; Polystomatidea; Polystomatidae.